Messenger RNA from Trichomycterus rosablanca, 1900 nucleotides. RefSeq names its product acyl-CoA dehydrogenase medium chain (gene acadm). Lineage: Eukaryota; Metazoa; Chordata; Actinopteri; Siluriformes; Trichomycteridae. Gene Ontology annotation, molecular function: medium-chain fatty acyl-CoA dehydrogenase activity; flavin adenine dinucleotide binding. The transcript has 12 exons. Gene Ontology annotation, cellular component: mitochondrion; cytoplasm. The record is from RefSeq and is a predicted model, not a curated record. Gene Ontology annotation, biological process: fatty acid beta-oxidation; medium-chain fatty acid catabolic process. Bases 69 to 1331 code for a protein of 420 amino acids.
UGUGCCAGUCUAAAGAACAAAUUUACCUCAGAACACCGAGACGUUCAGAUUCACUUUAACUUACAAUAAUGUUGCUGAAUAAGGUGCUGAAGGUUGGGGUUCAGACUGGACUGAGGUUCAGCAGCACUGGUGCAGCGAGAGCGUCUGCUGCAGUAAAAGCAUCUUCUGCAGGCUUCUGCUUUGAUUUAACGGAGCAGCAGAAGGAGUUUCAGGACGUGGCCAGGAAGUUUGCACGUGAGGAGAUCGUCCCUGUGGCUCCUGAUUAUGAUAAAAGUGGUGAGUACCCGGUUCCUCUGAUCAGGAGAGCGUGGGAGCUGGGCCUGAUGAACUCUCACAUUCCAGAGAGCUGUGGUGGACUGGGAUUGUCCAGUUUUGAUGCGUGUCUGAUCACUGAGGAGCUGGCGUACGGGUGCACUGGAGUACAGACCGCUGUCGAAGCCAACUCUCUGGGGCAAAUGCCGGUGAUUAUUGCUGGUAACGAUGCACAGAAGAAGAAAUAUUUAGGAAGAAUGACUGAGGAACCGCUGAUGUGUGCGUACUGUGUAACUGAACCCGGUGCCGGAUCAGACGUUGCAGGAAUAAAGACUCGUGCUGAGAAGAAAGGAGACGAGUACAUCGUUAACGGUCAGAAGAUGUGGAUCACCAACGGAGGAAAAGCUAACUGGUACUUCCUGCUGACUCGUACAGACCCUGAUCCUAAAUGUCCCGCCAGUAAAGCUUUCACAGGCUUUAUCGUGGAAGCCGACAGUCCAGGAAUUCAGAUUGGCAGGAAGGAGAUGAACAUGGGACAGAGGUGCUCAGAUACUCGUGGAAUCACCUUCGAGGACGUGAGAAUCCCUAAAGAGAACGUGCUGAUCGGAGAGGGAGCCGGAUUUAAAAUCGCUAUGGGAGCUUUUGAUAAGACCAGACCUCCAGUUGCUGCAGGAGCGACAGGACUGGCUCAGCGAGCUCUGGAUGAAGCUACCAGAUACGCUUUAGAGAGGAAAACCUUCGGCAGGAUGAUUGCUGAGCACCAGGCGGUUUCUUUCAUGCUGGCGGAGAUGGCGAUGAAGGUGGAGCUGGCCAGACUGGCGUAUCAGAGGGCAGCGUGGGAGGUGGAUGAGGGCAGGAGGAACACCUACUACGCCUCCAUCGCUAAAGCCUUCGCUGGAGACAUCGCUAAUCAGGUGGCCUGUGACGCCGUGCAGGUAUUCGGAGGAAACGGUUUCAACAGCGAAUAUCCAGUGGAGAAACUGAUGAGAGACGCCAAGAUCUACCAGAUUUAUGAGGGAACUGCUCAGAUCCAGAGACUCAUCAUCUCACGAGAACUUCUGGGCAAAUACAAGCAGUAACUCCACCAGCCCCCCCCCCCAGCACGGUGGAGACAGAGGAGCCCGACACGCCCCAUCAGCCGCACUUAAAAUCUAAAUCUGCUCAGUAAUAAGAUUGUUCUGUGAGUUUCUGUUUGUGCUGAUCAGUGAUGAUUGAUUAAAAACGUCAUCAGUAGAGCAGAUUAUUUGUUCUGUGUGAGUGAUUAUACAGAAUAAUCCAGAGAUUUACACUCCGUCAGAACUCCGUCAGAACUCACCUGCUUCAUGUCUGUAUAUUAUAGAAUUUCUGAACAAUCAGUGUUGAAUAAAAACACGUGUAAAGAGUGAACUGUACAAUUUCUAACCAGCAGCUUCCAAAAUUAAGAACAAUUUACUGAAACAUCUGCACAAAUUAAUUUAUCUUUUAUUGAUCGUUUAUUAAUCAGGUGCUUAUUAAUUUUACAAAAAUAUACACAAUUAGGACGUUUGUGCAAUGAACAAAAUUAAUUGUUUUAGUGAGAUAUUGCAUUUAGAAUGAAAUAAAGUUUAAUAAAUAAAAUGAUAAAUAUUUUGUCUUUGUGCUGUUUGAAUUUAAUAAAAAAUAAAAGCAU